UCUGCCCAUAAAGAUAAAAAGAUCUACUUGAAACCCGUAUUUGCUCUUAUCUUCCCCUUCAAAAGAGUCGCUAAAAAGAGCCAUCUUUGCAAGCUCCAAAUCAAGCUCAUAAAGCUAGGUGUUCCGUCUUUUCUGGGUGUGUGAAAGGUAAUUUUACUGUUUUGAUGCCAUUGAGUAGUCGUUUCUCGUAUGCUCCGAGUAAAUUGAGGCAAUCUUGUAGUGGGUUCAUGGAAACUUCCUCUUACUAUUCAUAGAAAGAUGGCGUCUUUUCCCCUUGCUUGGAAUGAUGGGUUCUUGAUUGCCCAAGAAAAUUUGAAUCUUUGUGUAGGAAAUUCCAAACUUUUGGGGGGACACAGGAAUCUCUCCUUUUCACUGUCCCAGAAUUGCUUUAGCUCUGUUUCUUGUCCUCUUUUGUUGAGUUGUAGUUCGCAUAAACGUCAAAAUAGGUUGUUAUAUAGCAACAGGAUUAAGUUGGUGGUCAAUGAGAAGAUAAAUAUUGACACUCAGCUGGUUAAAAGAGGAAAGGAUGAACUUCGAAGGAAGUUUUCGUUGAGAUUGCGCCCUAGGAUAAGAUUAUUGUCAAGAAGAUUGAAAAGGGUUCAGGUCAGUUCGCUGCUAGAUGGGCUUGGGACAUUUCUGCGCAAGAAUGUUAAGAGAGUGACGCUUUCUACUUCUGUAUCCGUUGUGUUAGGUCUUUGCUUUUUGUUUCUCAAGAUAACUGCAAUGCCGACUCCGAAAGUUGUUCCAUAUUCGGACCUGAUAAUGAGCCUUCAGAAUGGGAGUGUGGCGAAGGUUUUGUUUGAGGAGGGUACUCGUCGCAUAUACUAUAAUACAAAAUUGUGGAAUGAUAAAGGUAGUGAAACUGAGGUAGAUAAAUCAUCAUCAUACGGUGAGAGUGUGUUGGAUAAUAAUGCCGACAAGGAUGUUGCACGAGAUAAUCUAGGGGGGAAAAAUAUGUUAGUGAAACUGACAAAAUCUCGAGAUUCAUCCUCUGCAUGGGAAUUCUCUACGAGAAAGAUUGAUCAUGAUGAGAGCUACCUUCUUAGUCUGAUGAGAGAUAGGGGGACUUCAUAUAGCUCGGCACCUCAAUCAGUUCUAAUGUCCAUGAGGGGUAUGUUGAUCACGGUGCUCACCUUAUGGAUUCCUUUGACUCCUUUAAUGUGGCUUCUUUAUCGUCAACUUUCUGCUGCCAAUAGUCCUGCCAAGAAAAGAAGACCUAGCAACCAAUUGGUUUGCUUUGAAGAUGUGGAGGGUGUUGAUUCUGCAAAGGUGGAGCUGAUGGAGAUAGUGUGCUGCCUCCGUGGAUCUAUUAACUACAGUAAGCUAGGGGCCAAGUUACCCAGAGGUGUGCUGCUCGUAGGUCCUCCGGGAACAGGAAAGACAUUACUAGCCCGUGCUGUUGCUGGAGAAGCCGGAGUUCCAUUUUUUUCGGUUUCUGCUAGUGAAUUUGUGGAAUUAUUCGUUGGAAGAGGGGCUGCUCGCAUUAGAGACCUUUUCAGCGUGGCGAGGAAGAAUGCACCAUCAAUCAUUUUCAUUGAUGAACUUGAUGCUGUUGGUGGAAAGCGUGGGAGAAGUUUCAAUGACGAACGAGAUCAAACACUGAACCAGUUGCUGACAGAAAUGGAUGGCUUCGAGUCGGAUAUAAAUGUGGUUGUUAUUGCUGCAACAAAUAGACCAGAAGCCUUGGAUCCAGCUCUGUGUCGGCCUGGCCGGUUCUCAAGAAAGGUGUAUGUGGGCGAACCAGAUGAAGUGGGAAGGAAAAAGAUUCUAGCCAUACAUUUGAGAGGAGUCCCCCUUGAGGAAGAUGUUGGCCUUAUUUGCAACCUAGUUGCAUCUCUUACACAAGGCUUUGUUGGAGCUGAUCUUGCAAACAUUGUCAAUGAGGCUGCCCUGCUUGCUGCCCGUAGAGGGGCUGAAAUGGUAUCGAGGGAAGAUAUCAUGGAAGCUAUUGAAAGAGCAAAGUUUGGCAUAAACGAGAGGCAAACAAGUGGCAGUACAAUAAGCAAGGAACUAACGAAGCUGUUUCCUUGGAUGCCUUCGCUUAUGAGUAGAAACGAUACUAGAAGAGAUGGGACUGAGGGACCUCUGGGCUAUCAAACUUUAAGCUGAUAUAAGUAUGUUUCUCAUCUUUUUAUGUUUGCAAAUGGGCUGAAAUGAUAUUGAGCGCAUAGUUAUUGAAAGGAACAAUUGAUCAUCGUAGUCGAGAAUUUUACUUCAAGGAACGGUGGAUUGUGUUUCUUGUUACAACUUCUGAAGGUCAGCAUCUUCAGUUCAAUGGUUUCCUAGUGUUCUUCUAUGCUCAUAAUUUUGUAAUAAAUUUUUUGAUGAUAAUUUCAUAUUUUUUUUUAGUCGUAACA
Sesamum indicum (sesame) is the source of this 2357-nucleotide messenger RNA. RefSeq names its product putative inactive ATP-dependent zinc metalloprotease FTSHI 3, chloroplastic. Gene Ontology annotation, molecular function: ATP-dependent peptidase activity; ATP binding; ATP hydrolysis activity. Gene Ontology annotation, cellular component: chloroplast thylakoid membrane. Gene Ontology annotation, biological process: proteolysis. The record is from RefSeq and is a predicted model, not a curated record. NCBI's taxonomy places the organism in Eukaryota, Viridiplantae, Streptophyta, Magnoliopsida, Lamiales, Pedaliaceae.